Brachypodium distachyon (stiff brome) is the source of this 1555-nucleotide messenger RNA. Its product is annotated as Golgi to ER traffic protein 4 homolog. Lineage: Eukaryota; Viridiplantae; Streptophyta; Magnoliopsida; Poales; Poaceae. Bases 134 to 1114 code for a protein of 326 amino acids. Gene Ontology annotation, molecular function: protein binding. Gene Ontology annotation, biological process: protein insertion into ER membrane. Gene Ontology annotation, cellular component: cytosol. The transcript is spliced from 12 exons. The record is from RefSeq and is a predicted model, not a curated record.
ACAAGCCCGGCUUCCUCUGUUCUGUUUUGUUCUAACGCCGGAAGCCCCCAAAGCUCGCGUUCCUGUCGGAGGCGAGAGAAUUCGCGAAGCGACGCCGCGAUUUCCGAUCACCGCCCGCCGGGGAGAGCCAGCCAUGUCGCGGUCCCUGAGCAUGAGGUCGUCGUCGCGCCGCGACCUUCCGCCUCCUCAGAAGACAAUUGAUAGGCUCGAAAACAUGGUGGAGGGAGGGAAUUACUACGAAGCCCAACAAAUGUACAAGUCAACCAGUUCAAGAUACAUUACUUGUCAGAGGUAUUCAGAAGCGUUGGACAUCCUUCAAUCAGGAGCUACAGUUCAAUUGAAGCACGUGCAGGUGACUUGUGGUGCUGAACUUGCGGUGCUGUUCGUGGACACUCUUGUGAAGGGACAAUUUCCUUAUAAUGAAGAAACUUUUGGUCGUAUCAAAAAGAUGUAUGAGGCUUUUCCCAGGAUACAUAUGCCCCAUUUCCUUGGGGAUGAUUAUGACGAUGACGGGCAGAAAUUAUCUGAAGCUAUGUCUUCUGCUAAAGUGCGUGCUGAGGGUUGUUCGUCAUUUCUGAAAGCUGCUCUCAGGUGGUCUGCUGAGUUUGGGACAUCAAGAAAUGGAUCUCCUGAGCUGCAUGUUAUGUUGGCUGAAUACAUAUACUCAGAAUCUCCAGAAACGGACAUGACUAAAGUAUCAAGCCAUUUUGUGCGCGGAAAUGAUCCUAAAAAAUUUGCUGCUAUGCUGGUAAACUUUAUGGGCAAGUGCUACCCUGGUGAAGAUGAUACUGCAAUGGCACGUAGUGUCCUAAUGUACCUAUCACAAGGAAAUCUCAGAGACGCAAAUUUACUUAUGGAUGAGAUGAAGGAGCUUCUAAAAUCUGCUGACUUGGAAUUCCCUAAAACAGAUUUAAUUCAGUUUGUGAAGUAUCUUUUACCAACGCUUGAAAGAGACGCUUACCCUCUUUUUAGGACACUUCGACAAAAGUACAAGACAAGUACAGAUCGAGACCCCGUAUUUGACGAGUUAUUGGAUGAAAUAGCCGCAAUUUUUUAUGGCAUACGGCAACAGAACCCUCUGGAAGGACUUUUUGGUGAAAUGUUCAAGAUAUAAUAGACGAGGAAAAACUUGAUCAUAAAGUCAUGCAUUCAGUGCAAUCAUUGACCAGAAUAAUGCAUUUUUGCAUUGACAUGUCAUCACUGGGAGAUCAGAAGUUGAUCUCCCAGGAAAAAACAGCGGAAGAAGCCGUCCAUUGGCACACGCUCAGCCAUGGUCACCUGAGGUUGUACAUUUCACAUCAAACUGCAUGAAGAUAUAUGCACCACCGAUCUGUUGUAAAAUCAUUCGAUUGGUUUUGAUGUUUAUUUUCAUAGGGAAGGUUUUGUUGGUUUCCAAACUGUGUAACAGAACUUUCCUUCUGAGAUCACUUGGUAGAUUAUACAGUAUUUCGUUGUUUUUGCCUCAUUCUCAUUCUGCGCUAGAUUUGUUUCGGAUUCUCGACUGUAACAAUAAUAAGUGCUACAUUCUUUCUUUUCAAGUUUUUGCAUAUUCAAA